Messenger RNA from Doryrhamphus excisus (bluestripe pipefish), 4646 nucleotides. RefSeq names its product YTH domain containing 2 (gene ythdc2). Gene Ontology annotation, cellular component: intracellular anatomical structure. Gene Ontology annotation, molecular function: protein binding; ATP binding; RNA binding. The record is from RefSeq and is a predicted model, not a curated record. NCBI's taxonomy places the organism in Eukaryota, Metazoa, Chordata, Actinopteri, Syngnathiformes, Syngnathidae.
UUUGUUGGUUAGCAAUGGUUCAUGACUUUUAGGAAAAGUUGAAUAAGUACAGUUAAAGGUGUAUAUACUAGCUAGUUACUAAUUUUACGGGGUUCAAAUGCUUGAUGAAUACAGAAAAGGCGGAGCGACUGUAAAGAAUCUUGAAUUUAAGCUAGUGUUCCUCUUGAGCAAUGUUACGUUCCUCCCGCUCGUAUUUUAAGUCUUUUUCUAAGACUAACCAGUGGACACUUGGAUGUUUUGUCACCGAGUCCAGUUGUGCUAUCAAUUCAGCGUCAUAAAAUACUCGUAGUAUACUCAUGAUGAUUUAUUGUCGUCUUCACGUGAUGUGUUGGCUCAUGGCUGUUUAACGUUCAUUUGGAGAACCGGACUAGUACCUAAAAGAGUGCACCAUGCCAAAUUCUCGUGCAUCCUCACAAACGCCUCAAAAGAUGCGGAAAACACCACGUCCGUCUUCCUCCAGCAGUCGCUUCAAAGAUAUUCACAUCAGUGAAGAAGUGAAAAUUUCAAUCAACCUCGCUCUGGAAAGGUUUUGUUACAGUGAUCAGAAAGAGAUGGAAUUUCCCUCCUCGCUUACUCCAACAGAGAGGGCUUUCAUUCAUCGUGCAGCACAGACCCUGGGGUACAUUUCAAAAAGCAAAGGGAAAGGAUUACACCGAUUCCUCACCAUCAGAAAAAAGAAUAAUCAAGACGGCUGUCGCUCCACCAUGACCCUGACACUCUCCCACAACUCCUUACAUGCCAUCCGCAGUCUGCUGCAGAGGUUCCCUUUGACCAGUAAAGCGUGUGAAGAAUUGCAAGCCAGCAACAAAAGCAAGCUGGCUGCACAGUCUGACAACAGCGCUGACACCAGCAGGCCAAAUGGGUGCCUCAUCAGCAGUGUUUCUUUGGUACCUCCUCGGAGGAGGCCAUCGCAAUUUGACAUUUUCAGACGAUCCCUGCCUGUUUGUGAACAUGAAGAAGAGAUAGUCAGGCUUGUUCGAGAGAACCGGGUGGUGCUGGUGGUAGGAGAGACCGGUUCUGGAAAAACAACCCAGAUUCCACAGUUUCUGCUGGAUGACUGCGCCAAGAAAGGAGAACCCUGCAGAAUUUUCUGUACUCAGCCAAGACGCCUGGCUGCCAUCACAGUCGCUGAGAGAGUGGCAGCCGAGAUGGGAGAGACCGUCGGCCGUACCGUCGGCUACCAAAUCAGACUACAGAGCAGGGUUUCCCCAAAGACACUGUUGACCUUCUGCACCGUUGGAGUAUUCCUCAGGACACUGAUGGCGGGAAAUGUCCACAUGACAACUGUCACACAUGUCAUUGUGGAUGAGGUGCAUGAGCGUGAUGGUCUGACUGACUUUCUGCUUACGAAGAUGCUUGAUGUACUUCAGGAAAUCCCCACAUUGAAACUUAUCCUUUCCAGUGCUUCACUGGACGUUGACUUGUUCAUCAAAUACUUUGGUGCUUGGUCCUGCCCAGUUAUCCAUCUGAAAGGAAGACAGUUUGAAGUGAAGCAACUUUUUCUGGAAGACAUUCUGAGGCUGACUGGUUUUAACAAGGAAAUGGAGUGCAAGGAGGACUCCCACCGAAAAGACAGCAAGCAGAACCUUUUGACAAAGUGGUGUAAGGUUGUGGAAAAGAGUGGUGUGGAAGAAGUGCAGAACGCACAUGCGGUGUCCUCUGGCUUGCUCGAGAGCAGCAGUGUUUUGGACUCAGGGGAAGGAGAUGGCGCCAUCCACACACUGAAUGCGAAUGGCACAGAGCAGUUGGAGCCAUGGCUGAGAAGAGAGAUGGAUGCCUGCAUUUCUAAUAUUUUCAUGAAUGACGACCAGGAGACUUUUAGUCACCUUUUCCACCUCAUUCUCUAUGAAAAUGUCAAUGUGGACUACAUGCACAGUGAAACGGGAGCAACACCGCUGAUGGUGACAGCAGGCCGAGGGUUCCUCACUCAGAUGGAGCAGUUGCUUAGCAUGGGAGCGGAUGUCAACCUAAAGCUGUCCAACGGAUGGACUGCUUUAGACUUUGCUCAACAUUUCCAGCAGACAGAGGCUGUGGAUCUUCUUCAGUCCUCAACUCUCUUGGGAGUGACGCAUAGCCGGGAUGAGCUUGCUCCGGUUCAGUGUGCCACUGCUGAGUUGAGGACCGAAGACCAGGAGGUCCUCACGCUGUAUCAUGGCAACUUUGAUGAUGAGUUUGUAGACCUGGAUCUCAUUGUGGACCUGCUGCACAAGAUUUGCUCAACCAUGAGUGAUGGUGCAGUACUUAUUUUUCUUCCUGGAUAUAGUGAGAUUGUGUCACUCAGGGACCGCAUCCUCUACGAUGACAAGAGAUUCUUGGGAUCCUCCCAAAGGUAUCAGGUGUUCACACUGCAUUCCGACAUGCCCAGCACGGAGCAGAAAAAAGCAAUGAAGACUUCCCCGCCUGGCGUUAGGAAGAUCAUUCUUUCCACCAACAUUGCUGAGACAAGCAUUACCAUCAACGAUGUGGUUUUCGUCAUUGAUUCUGGAAAAGUCAAAGAGAAGUCCUUUGAUACCAUCAGCCGUGUAUCGAUGCUAAAAACAGUUUGGAUUUCAAAAGCCAGUGCUCUUCAACGAAAAGGAAGAGCCGGCCGCUGCCAGCCAGGGAUCUGCUUUCACCUCUUCAGUCAGCUAAGGUUCCACAACAUGCAGGAGUUUCAGGUUCCACAGCUGCUGCGGAUGCCUCUGCAGGAAUUAUGUCUGCAGACCAAACAACUGGCUCCCUGUCCAAUAUUGGAAUUCUUAUCCAAAGCUCCACAGCCUCCUCCUUUGCAUUCUGUUAAGAGUGCUGUGCAGAUGCUUAAGACAAUAGAUGCCCUAAACCCAAGUGAAGACCUUACUGAUCUUGGCUUCCAUCUGGCCGAUCUCCCAGUGGAGCCCCAUCUGGGAAAAAUGGUGCUGUGCGCCGUGGUGCUCAAGUGUCUGGACCCCAUUUUGACCAUAGCCUGUACGCUAGGCUAUCGGGAUCCCUUUGUUCUUCCUGCCCAGGGUUCUCAGAAGAGAGCUGCUCUUCAAUGCCGCAAACGUUUCUCUUCCAACUCCUUCAGUGACCACAUGGCCCUGUUGAGGGCAUUCCAGGCAUGGCAGAAGGCCCGUAGUGAUGGAUGGGAGAGAGCCUUCUGUGAAAAGAACUUUUUAUCCCAAGCCACCAUGGACAUGAUUCUUGGCAUGAGAACACAGCUGAUGGGACAGCUUCGUGCUAUUGGUUUUGUCAGGGCCCAUGGGGAUGGUGAUAUUCGCAAUGUGAACAUCAACUCGGAAAACUGGGCUGUGGUGAAGGCAGCCCUAGUUGCGGGCAUGUACCCAAAUCUGGUUCACAUCAACCAAGAGACAAACAUGCUGUCCAGUAACAAGGAGAAGAAAGUCCACUUUCAUCCCACAUCCAUUCUGAGUUCCGCCCAACAGAAAGGGGAUAUAUCAUCCAAGUCAUCCCAGGCCCUUCCCACAGACUGGUUGGUCUAUGAUGAGAUGAGCCGAUGCCAUAGGAUUGCCAGUGUUCGCUGUUGUUCUUUGGUGACACCCAUCACUGUAGCAAUAUUUGGAGGAAGUUCCAGACCUCUCACCUUCACCUGUCCUGAAGAUUCUGUUCAGAAAGACAGUCCAGCGUGUGACAUGAGUGACAGUGAAACAGAGGACUCCACUGAGAUGAAGAUUGACGAGUGGCUCAUCUUUCAAAUGAACAAUGAGUUGGCAGAGUGGGUGUUUGACCUGAGACACAAGUGGCAUCAUCUGUUCGUCAAGAGAAUCGGUUGCCUUUCAAAACCCUGGUCUCAGCAAGAUGAGAUGACCAUUCAGACCCUGGUUUCUGUGCUUACAACAGAGGAGAAGGGAGCAGGCUUACAGCAGCCCAGCGGGAUAGGCCAGCGUCCUCGGCCUGCCUUGUCGGAGGAGGGCAUCAAGAACUCUUUAAAGAACUGUAAAGGCGGCCCAAUGCUUCCCUGCAUGAUGACUGAUGACAGGAGUUAGACACCCAGGCAGGCAGACAGCUGCUGUCACUUUGGGAGAGGAAACGCCAGCAGUCGCAGUUGACAUCAUCAUUUGCACUAUUACUACCAGAGUGUGGACUAUUUAUUUCCACUAUACCUUCUAGAAAUAUUUCUUGUGCAUUUUACCUUCAGCUGGUUGUGUGAUUAAUUUCAAUGUUCAACACUGUUUUAUUCUGUCUUUAGCGUCUACAAUAUGAAGUAAUCUGAGUAUGCAAAAUUGACUUGCUCUUAACAGUGCAUUAUACUGGAAAAUGUUAGAUUCCAAUGGGUUUGUUGAUACAAUUAAAUUUUAUAAGCGUGUUCUUGACCAUGCCAUUAUGUUUGUUAUUCACAUUACUUUGUACCAAAGAAUGUAAAGUUUCUCCAUUUUGUGUUUUGUUUCCAAUAAGUUCUAAUUGAAGGUGACCCUCUACAGUUGUUUUUAUGCGGCCCUUGAAAGCCGAAAAUGAAAUGCAAUUUAUUCACUAUGACUUAAGAAUUGUUUUCUAAACCUGCAGCUAUAAUCCUGAAAUUGUAAGUUCCAUAUUUGGGUCUUUGGGUCUUACCCAGUUGUUGUAAAUCCCUAAUUAAAUGUUUCUAUUUAGUGCAGGCACUGUUCAGCUGGGUGAAAAUCUGAACUGUAUAUUAAUAAAGCCCAUCCCGCCAACAUUCUAUUGUGUCUCAC